AUGCUGUUUCUGCUGGUGGUAGCACACGCAAUUGCGGUGCUUAUAUUUGGCUGUGGGUUCUUCCCGCAGAAGAAAGUGCUCGAUGGCCACGCCGCGUUGGAUGGUACACACGCCAGAGACCCUGUGUUCGACAAGCUCGUGGUCGUGGUCGUCGACGCCAUGCGCAGCGACUUCCUCUUCGAUGCGUCCAUCUCCAAGUUCCACUUCAUACAUGAGAAGCUCGCGGACGGCAGCGCCUGGGGCUUCACUGCGCACUCAAAUCCGCCCACUGUGACGCUGCCGCGGCUGAAAGGCAUCACCACUGGCUCCACACCGAACUUCCUGGACGCUAUCCUGAACGUGGCCGAGGACGAUACUUCCUCGAGUCUGCUGGCACAGGACUCCUGGCUGUGGCAGUUCAGAAACAACGCCGGCAAGCGCAUCAGGUUCUUCGGUGACGAUACGUGGUUGAAGCUGUUCCCACCUGUAGAGGCCAAUGAGGACUCCCAGACCAUGUUCGAUGAAUACGAAGGAACCAACUCUUUCUUCGUGAGCGACUUCACCCAGGUGGACCUCAAUGUAACAAGACAUAUCGACAGGCAACUGCGUGAGACAAGCGAGUGGGACGUGCUGAUCCUGCACUACCUCGGUUUGGACCACAUCGGGCACAAAGACGGGCCUUACUCCAGGUUUAUGGGGCCCAAACACGAAGAGAUGGACAGCAUCAUUAGGAAGCUUUACGACGAGCUAGAUAUGCAGUCUACUUUGCUCGUGCUGAUGGGUGACCACGGUAUGAACGACCUCGGCAAUCACGGUGGUUCCUCAGCUGGUGAGACCUCCGCUGGGAUGGUCUUCUUAUCUGAUAAAUUGGCAGCAUAUAAGCCUUCUAAGGAACAAAGCAGCGCUAAGGAAUUCCCCAUGAAAAUUCCAAGUCUAAACGCUGGUGAAGAGAAAACAUUUCACUACUUGAAGAAGAUCCAGCAAAUCGAUGUUGUACCCACAAUAAGCUCACUAUUCAAUGUAGCCAUACCGAAAAACAAUGUGGGAGUUAUAAUACCUGAGUUCUUGCAAUUGUUCAAAGAUGUCUCAUUGCAGAAGGCUAUAGUCAAGGAGAAUUGGAACCAACUUUCUGGUUUAACAAAGGGUAAAACGCAAAUCAUGGAAGAAACAAAGAAUUUUGUAAUUGAGGAUGUAAUCAAGAACAUGAAGGAUGUGCAAGAGAAUCUAGCCAAAACUGCUACGGACUACAAUUACCCAUUACUAUUCAUUGGUUGUUUCCUUUCUAUUGUUAUUACCGGUACUAUAUAUUAUAGAUAUGCUAGGCAUGUCGCAAUUAACAUCAACACCUCCAUCCUGAUAGCAAUUGCUGCGCUUAUGGGCAUCUCAGUAUUUGGAAGUAGUUUUAUCGAAGAAGAACAUCAAUUUUGGUGGUGGAUUAUUACUGGUCUAGUGCUACUAUCAAUGGUUAAUUUAAACUUUAGUAGUUGGAAAUCACAUAUCAUAGUUCUGUUUUGUUUACGUUUGAUUAGAGGCUGGAAUAACAGUGGCCAGAAGUAUACUUAUGAUAACGUGAUUGCAAACUUGCUAAAGGGAAAUAUCGAUGCCCUAUGGUGGUUAAACCUGAUAACAGUUACAGUAGUAGGCUUAAAUUUAAAGUCUUUACGUUUUGGUAAUCACACUGUUUCUCUUCUUGGAUUUUCAGAUCUACUUUCUAUGGGUUUAUUAUCUAUGAUAACUUUUCUGUACAAGGUAAACUGGUCCAUUGUCAAUGGUGAAAGAGUUCCAGAUUUGUUUUAUAAAUGGGUUCUUGAAACAGCCUCAUUAAUAGUUGAAGAUGCAACAUUAUACCGAGAGGAAGAUCUAAUACACACUGCAUUGAUUCCUUUGGCAAGGAUAUUUUUUAAACUAUUCUUUGCUGUACUUGUCUCCAGGUUAAUGAUACAAAAAUUCUUCCAAGUAUCCGAUAUCUCUAAAUCUUUGGCAGUGGUGAGCCGUUAUGUUACUAUUUUCCUUGUAUUUCAGACACCUAGUCACAACAUUGGUUUAUUUUUGUUCUUUGAAAUAAUAAAUGAGAUAACUGUACAUAUUAUAAGGGAAAGAUACCAAAGUGACUAUCUGCUGGCUGUUAUAUUUGGUAUUAUCUUGCAGUUUUUUACUUUCUUUCAAAGUGGAGGCACGAACUCCAUAGCUACAGUUGACCUUUCAAAUGCGUACAAUGGUGUCUCUGAGAACUACAAUAUUUAUGUUGUUGGAUUGAUGAUGUGCAUCUCUAACUUUGCACCAACGAUAUAUUGGUCGUUCUAUAAUUGGCGGAUCACUUACGCAAACGCAAACUCCAGUAGAUGGCAGACCUUGGUCGCCGCCAAGUAUCCAUUUAUUAUCAUUCAAUCGACCAUUGGAUGUUGUCUACUGCUGGCAUGUAUCAUACUUAGAUAUCACUUGUUCAUAUGGAGUGUGUUUUCUCCAAAACUGUGCUAUUAUAUGGUGUGGACCAUAUUUGUUGGUAUCAUCGUGCAUUGGAUACCGGAAAUCCUUUUACUAUUGACCUGA
Messenger RNA from Nakaseomyces glabratus, 2529 nucleotides. RefSeq names its product mannose-ethanolamine phosphotransferase LAS21 (gene LAS21). Gene Ontology annotation, cellular component: endoplasmic reticulum membrane. Gene Ontology annotation, biological process: GPI anchor biosynthetic process. The record is from RefSeq and is a predicted model, not a curated record. Lineage: Eukaryota; Fungi; Ascomycota; Saccharomycetes; Saccharomycetales; Saccharomycetaceae.